Humulus lupulus (European hop) is the source of this 3059-nucleotide messenger RNA. RefSeq names its product LRR receptor-like serine/threonine-protein kinase GSO1. Gene Ontology annotation, biological process: toll-like receptor signaling pathway; immune response. The record is from RefSeq and is a predicted model, not a curated record. Lineage: Eukaryota; Viridiplantae; Streptophyta; Magnoliopsida; Rosales; Cannabaceae. Bases 277 to 2937 code for a protein of 886 amino acids. The transcript has a single exon. Gene Ontology annotation, molecular function: transmembrane signaling receptor activity; receptor serine/threonine kinase binding. Gene Ontology annotation, cellular component: plasma membrane.
UGCUCUUAUUCAAAGCUUCAAAUCAAAAUGGACCCUCUCUUCUGCUUGAGUCCUUUUCAGUUUCACUCUGAAUUUUCUUAGCUGAAUUUAAUAUAUGUUUUGGAAUUGUAGAAUUGGAAUUAGAAUUAGAAUUGUACAAAAAAAAAAAGAUUGAAAUGCGAAUGGUUUGAUUCUGAAAGUCAAGAACGUGGCAUUAGAUUUUCUUUUGCUUUAUGAGAGAGUGACAAAAAAAACCAGUUUUAUUCGGAUUAAGCUCUACAAACUGAAGCCAUCACCAUGAAAAGAGUUCCAAGAACUCGUUUCUCUCUUCUUGUUCUCCUUCUGCUUCACAUUUUUGUGUUUUCUUUACUUCCAUUGAAGAUUGCUUCCUCACCAAGAACACAAGCAGAGGCUCUGAUAAAAUGGAAGAACAGCUUGGCCAUUAAACCAUCAACUCUGAAUUCAUGGUCCAAUAACAACAUCAACAAUCUCUGCAAGUGGAGUAAUGUUGUCUGCAGUAACUCCACCGGUGAAAUCUCACAAAUAGACCUCUCCAGCAUGGACCUGAAUGGAACUCUAGACCAGUUCAACUUCUCUCCAUUCCUUAACAUCACUGUCUUCAACCUCAACAACAAUGUUUUCUCUGGUUCCAUACCAACAGCCAUUGGUAAUCUCACCAAGCUCACUGUGUUGGACUUGAGUGACAAUGAUAUUGAAGGACAAAUACCAGUGGAGAUAAGCCGGUUAACAGAGCUUCAAUAUCUCAGUCUGUUCAACAAUUUUCUUGAAGGGCCAAUCCCUUACCAGAUCAGCAAUCUACCAAAGGUAUGGUACUUAUCCCUUGGAGCAAACAACUUGGAGAAUUCUGAGUGGUCAAAAUUUUCAAGCAUGCCUUUGUUAACCUACCUUGAUAUUUAUUUGAAUCAGUUUAAUUCAACAUUCCCAGAUUUCAUAUCAAAGUGUAGGAACUUGACCUUCCUAGACAUGUCUCAAAACAGCUGGAAUGGUUCAAUUCCAGAGUCUGUAUUUUCCAAUCUGGGCAAACUCCAAUCUUUCAAUCUCACUAAUAAUCAAUUUAAGGGACCUUUGUCAUCAAACAUUUCAAAGCUUUCUCAGCUCACACACCUUCAUUUGCCAAAUAACUUUCUCAGUGGUGAAAUUCCUGAAGGAAUUGGUCUCCUACAAAAUCUUGAGGUUAUUGAACUGUAUAACAACUCCUUUAGUAGGAGUAUUCCUUCUUCUAUUGGCCAACUCAAGAAUCUCUUACGUCUUGAUCUUCGCAUGAAUUUGUUAAACUCAACAAUUCCUUCUGCGCUUGGUUCUUGUACUAGGCUAGGUUACUUGGCUUUGGCUCAAAAUAGACUCGGUGGAGAAUUGCCAUACUCAUUAUCCAAUCUGAAUAGUCUCACAGAUCUUGGCUUAUCUGAUAAUUAUUUCACUGGCACUCUCUCCUCUGUCUUGAUCUCCAAUUGGACUGCUCUCACCUCAGUACAAUUCCAAAACAACAGCUUCAGUGGGCAAAUUCCUAAAGAAAUUGGGCUAUUGAAGAAUGUCACUUAUAUUUUCCUAUACCAAAAUAACUUCAGUGGUCCAAUUCCCUCAGAGAUUGGAAAUUUGAAGGAACUAGCAAACUUAGAUCUUUCUGGGAACCAUCUCACCGGUCUAAUUCCAUCUUCUUUAUGGAACCUCAAAAGCCUCUCCUCUGUGCAACUCUUCUACAACAAUCUGGUUGGAACCAUCCCACCAGAGAUUGGAAAUCUAGUAUCACUGUCAACUUUUGAUGUUAACACCAACAGACUCUCAGGAGAGUUGCCGGUUAACAUUUCCAGCCUCAGCAACUUGGUGGGGUUCUCUGUUUUCACCAAUAACUUCACAGGAACAAUCCCCAGAGACUUUGGGAAGAACAGUCCUAAUUUGACAUACAUUAGCUUUUCAAACAACUCAUUUUCCGGAAAGUUGCCACCAUAUUUGUGUAAUGGGUUCAAGCUAGAGACUUUGACUGUGAACAACAACAGCUUCACGGGACCAUUGCCCGAGUGCCUAAGAAAAUGCACCAACUUGAAGAGAGUAAGGCUUGACGAGAAUAAUUUCACAGGAAAUAUUACUGAUGCUUUUGGUGUUCACCCCGCUCUUGAUUUCGUUCGACUAAGCGACAGCCAAUUCGUUGGUCAAAUUUCAAGUACGUGGGGGCAAUGUGUGAAUCUCACCAAUUUACAGAUGAGUCGAAACAAAAUCUCUGGUAAGAUCCCACCUGAACUCGGGAAUGCAAAAAAUUUGCACGUUUUGAGCUUAGAGUCUAACGAGUUAAGUGAGGAAAUUCCAACUCAACUUGGAAACCUAAACAAGUUGUUCCAUCUCAACCUCAGCAAUAACCAUUUCACAGGGAGCAUCCCUCGAAGCCUGUCCAAUCUAACUAAGCUGAAAACUCUUGAUGUAUCUGCGAACAAUGUUUCUGGGACCAUUCCAACUUGGCUCGAGGAUUAUAAAUUUUUGUCGAGCUUGAAUCUUAGUCACAACAAGUUUUCUGGCGAAAUACCUCAAGAGCUUGGCAACUUGGGCUCGUUGAAGUACAUGUUGGAUCUCAGCAGCAAUUCUUUCACUGGAGAAAUCCCAUCAAACUUGGCCAAGCUUUCAUCACUGGAGAACCUUGACGUCUCAAAUAAUCAACUAUCCGGAAAAAUCCCAUCGUCGUUUUCCAGCAUGGUUAGUCUAGUUUCGGUCGACUUCUCCUACAACAACUUGACGGGUCCAAUCCCAACUGGAAAAGCUUUCCAAAACAAGAACGCUUUCUUGGGAAACCCUGGCUUAUGCGGAGACACAGAAGGGGUCAACCUCAAUCCGUGUAGCUCAACGUCAAACUACAAAUCAAGCAAGAGAACGACACAUAUUGUUAUCGGGGCCCUUGUUGUCGUUUGUGUUAGAAUAUUAUUUAUUUGGUAUAUAAAAUCAACUAAUUGAUUUAAUAUAUUCAAUAUUUAAUUUAUUGACAAAAUAUUCUAAUUAAUGGUCAACAUUGUUUGUUACCUGAUUUGUUGUUACCCGAUUUUUCAUAUCCCAACUGAUUGAGGAAAUAUCUCAAU